This is a messenger RNA of Heterocephalus glaber (naked mole-rat), 942 nucleotides long. Its product is annotated as olfactory receptor 4K3-like. Gene Ontology annotation, biological process: G protein-coupled receptor signaling pathway. Gene Ontology annotation, molecular function: olfactory receptor activity; G protein-coupled receptor activity. Lineage: Eukaryota; Metazoa; Chordata; Mammalia; Rodentia; Bathyergidae. Gene Ontology annotation, cellular component: membrane. The record is from RefSeq and is a predicted model, not a curated record.
AAAAUGGAUGGAGGAAAUCAAUCUAUUGUGUCAGAAUUUGUGCUCCUGGGACUUGCACACUCAUGGAAUAUGCAGAUCCUACUCUUCCUGAUAUCUUUCAUGCUUUAUUUGGUGACUGUAUCUGGAAAUAUUCUCAUCAUGAUCUUAGUCAUCACUGACUCCCACCUGCAUUCUCCCAUGUACUUCUUGUUGGCCAAUCUGUCUUUUGUUGAUAUGUUGCUUUCAUCUAACACCACUCCUAAGAUGAUCACAGAUUUUCUCAAGGAGAACAAGACUAUAUCUUUUGGAGGUUGCAUGUCCCAGAUCUUUUUUUCCCAUUUAAUUGCAGGUCUUGAGAUGGUUCUCUUGGUAGUAAUGGCCUAUGACCGCUAUGUGGCCAUUUGCAAACCACUCCAUUACUCCACCAUCAUGAGACUGCAAAGAUGCAUAGGGUUGGUGGUUACUGCAUGGACCACGGGCUUUGUGCAUGCCAUGAGUCAAAUUGUUGUUAUUGUGAGGUUGCCUUUCUGUGGUCCCAGGGAAGUUGAUAGUUUCUUUUGUGAUAGACCACUGGUAAUUAAGCUGGCCUGCAUGGACUCAUAUAAGUUGAAAAUUUUAAUGAACAUUGACUGUGGGGUUGUAGCUAUCACCUGCUUUAUUCUAUUGUUGAUAUCGUACACAUAUAUUCUUGUCACUGUCCUCCAAAGCUCUAAAACUGGUGCAUCCAAGGCACUGUCCACCUGCACUGCUCAUGCCACAGUUGUGGUGCUCUUCUUUGGGCCCUGUAUCUUUAUUUAUGUGUGGCCACUAAACAUCACAUGGUUAGACAAGUUUCUUGCCGUGUUUUAUUCUGUUAUUACACCUCUCCUAAAUCCAGCUAUUUAUACUCUGAGAAAUAAAGAGAUGAAAAAUGCUAUUAAGAGAUUCAGAAGCUACUACAUGGAUUCCAAGAUAAGUGCUUAA